UUUGAGUUUGAGGUUAUAUCUAUUUCUGCUGCAAAGUUUAAAAGUAUUCUGCAGUAAAUAAUUAAUUCUUGGGCUCUUCAGUUUUUUAUCUUUAUUUACAAAUGUCAGUUUCAUUCAUAUAAUUGAUAUCUGUUUAAUAAAUCGUUACAAUGAAUAAUCUAAAAAAGUGUUGUUAUAUAUCUAAUAAACUUCUGAACUACACUCGAGUUGCCAGGAAAGGUAUUCAUUCUACCAGUUGUGCUUUGCGGAAAAGCGACGUCGACGUCCAUGAGGAUGAAGCUUCUUCGCCUUCUGUCGAAACAAAAGAAAAAGUUAAGGAACCAUUCAUCAAGAAUUUAUUUGCAGGUGUAUUUGACACUGAAAUGUUAGUUUAUCCUGAAUACAAGACUAUAGAAGAACUCUCAACUUCUCAAGAAAGAGUUGCACCUAUUAAAGACUUCUUCAUUCAUGUAAAUGAAUCACGAGCAAUUGAUGAGGAAGCAAAAGUUCCCGACUCAGUGUUAUCAUUUUUGAGAGAAAAUAAUGUAUUUGGCUCACUCAUUCCAAAACAAUUUCAUGGAACUGAUCUACAGAAGAAGGAGUACAUGUUAGCUAUCGAAGGUGUUGGGGUUGAUACUUCAGUAUCAAAUCUAUUGUUAUACAACUCUGUUAUUGCUAAUGCGUUUUUAUUGUAUGGAAAUGACUCCCAAAAAGAAAAAUAUCUAUCAAAAUUGGGCUCAGGAGAGUGGAAUAUUGCUUUUGCAAUUAAUGAGAAAAUCAGUGGGAUUGAUAUGACGGAUAUCUCAGUUAUUGCGAGACCCACGCCUGAUAAGAAGUGGAGUUUGAGUGGAACAAAGAUGUGGGUUGCCAAUGCCGAUAAAUCUGACUAUUUCUUAGUUGUGGCUAGAACUUGGGUACACAAAAUUGAAGAAUUGGACUCUAUAAAAACUUCCGUCUUUAUUGUUGACAAAUCUUCAAAUGGUAUCAAAAUCAGUGAACCUGUAGAACAGCUAGGCUCGAGAGGAAUCAGCAUUUGCAAUGUGACAUUUGAAGAUACAAUAGUUGGUGAAGAUGAUUUGCUAGGAAACAUAGGUGAUGGAUAUGAUAUAGCUGUUAAUAGUUUGAGCAAAGGAAAGCUAGCAAGAGCAGCUUCAAGGGUCGGUCUCUUGAAAAAAAUUGCUAACAUGGUCACCGAGUAUGCCAUUCAAACUAAAACUUCCGGGCUUUCACUGACCAAAUACGAACUGUGUCGGUACAACCUAGGUAACAUAAUGAGUGAUGUAUAUGCCAUUGAAAGCUUAGUUUAUCUCAUAGCUGGCAAUCAAGAUGACUUUUCUAGUUUUGAUUGCAUCCUCGAAGAGUUAUCAGCAGAUAUUUUCAGUUUGGAAACUUCUUUCAAUGUCAUUCAUCGGUGUAUAAACAUUAUAGGCCCACAAACAGUAUUGAAAGAUUCUCCUCUUGAACGUAUUUUGAGAGACUCCUACAGCUAUCUAUUACACGACUUGAUACCGACCGAUGUGAAGAAGAUUUAUGUGGCAACCAAUGGACUGCAACAUGCGGGUGCAUUAGCUUAUGAUGAGGUGAAGAAAGCUCGAAACCCGUUCAACUUCCCUAUGUUUACUCUGAAGAGCUUUAUAAAGUACGACAAUGCAUUGAAAGAAGAGCCAAAGCUACCCGGAGAACUGAGACAGAUGGUUCAUCCUUCAUUGGGUGUGGACGCUGAUAAGCUUGAGGUCUGCCUUAUUCGGUUUGAUUAUUUAGUGAAGGAAAUGAUGAAGCGUUGGGGAAAAGAACUUAUUGAUAGGCAAUACGAACUGAUUAAUCUUUCUAACUAUGCUACAUCGAUGCUUGUAAUGACUGCAGUCCUGGCCAGGGCCUCUCGCUCCUAUUGUAUUGGUAUUCAAAAUGCUGAUCUGGAAAGAACUCUCUGCAGCAGUCUUUGUCAACAACACCACAAAAUUGCGAUGAGAAUAUUCGAUGAUUUGAAUGAUGGACCCAUUGAUACUGGUCGUGCUGUGCUGCUGAAAGUCGGUGAGGAUGCAGUCGACAAAAAAGGCUAUUUCUUUUCUCAUCCUCUUGAUAGGAAUUACUGAGUUACCUCAAUUUGUAAGUUGUUAAAUUCACUCUAAUAAAUAGGUUUAACUUUA
This is a messenger RNA of Nilaparvata lugens (brown planthopper), 2126 nucleotides long. RefSeq names its product complex I assembly factor ACAD9, mitochondrial. The record is from RefSeq and is a predicted model, not a curated record. The transcript has a single exon. The coding region runs from base 150 to 2072 and encodes 640 amino acids. Lineage: Eukaryota; Metazoa; Arthropoda; Insecta; Hemiptera; Delphacidae. Gene Ontology annotation, molecular function: flavin adenine dinucleotide binding; acyl-CoA dehydrogenase activity.